Molecule: messenger RNA, 8533 nt
Organism: Pocillopora meandrina
Lineage: Eukaryota; Metazoa; Cnidaria; Anthozoa; Scleractinia; Pocilloporidae
Source: the annotation of a GenBank genome assembly
CAGGAAAAAUAUGGCGGAUUGAGUGAGCCUGUAACAGAGCAUAACUUUAUAACAACAUUUGUGCUCACUUGAGCCAUACUAUGAUCGCUAGCACAUUGUGCCAUUUGCGAAUAUUUUUCAUGAGAUUCCAUGGACGUCCUAGAUUUAUUUCUUCAUCGUGUAUUCUCUUUCCCGGGCAAGGAGCUCAAUAUGUCGGAAUGUGCCAGCGCUUGGUAACAGAGAGUACGGUGUCGCAGCUUUUUGAGGUUGCUGAGAAAAGUUUGGGGUAUGACUUAUUGAACAUAUGUUUGCACGGUCCUGAGGAAGACUUGAAUAAGACAGUGCACUGCCAGCCUGCAAUUGUGGUAGCUUCUCUAGCUGCUUUACAGCAUGCGAAGGUCACAGGCGCAAAGGUAACAUCUCCCGCCAAAAGAUUUCACCGUUAGGAGCUAAAAAGAAGAAACAGGAUGAGCUGAUGUUUGAAAGAAGUAGUAGUAGAUCCAGAAAUAUGACAUUUAGCUUGAAAAGUUACUGGGGCUACGGGACCAUGGUCAAAUGGAGUUUGAUCUAAAGUCAAUGUGUAAGCUCAAGACUGCUAUGACUUGUCACCCUUUAUCAAGCAAAGUUAAUUGCUCUGAAUUUUUACAGGUUUGCCUUAAUGGAUCAGAUGAACCUAAUUCUAACGUGGUCACUGCUGGAUUUAGUGUUGGUGAGGUAUCUGCCUUGAUAUUCUCUGGAGCACUUUCCUUUGAAGAUGGUAGGUAUUUAUGAGUAAACAUUUGUUUCAGUCUUUUAACAAGCCAGUCACUGGAAGCUUACCCAGAUUGUCUGUAACUUCAGACUCUGGCUGAUGAAGUAUGAAGGAAGAUCCACUUUAUUGCCAAAACUUUGAUACCUAAAAAGCACGAUCCAUGAACAAUUAGACCAAAUGGCUUCAUGGGAAAUGUUGGCAAAGAUAGUUAGUGAUUCCUUUUUUUUCAUUUUUCACAUCAUUCAAUUAUUUCUUUUAUGACACUCCUUUUCUUUCAGGAAAGCUUGGAUAACAUCCAUCAUUCACUACGUACAACUAAUGGCAGUUAUCAUGUAUAUGUGGCCCAUAGGGUCUUGUCUCCUCACUCAAUGCUCAUUAGUUGUCAAUGUUUUUGCAAGCAAGUAUUUACAUCUGUUAGUUUUCUAUAAACCUUAGGAUCUGAUUCAUAGCUCUACCCAUUUCUUUAUUUGUACAUGUAAGUUGGGUUGAUUUGUGGUUUUAUCAAGAUGAUUUACUCCCACUUAUGAGUUCUCUCUUCCUCUUCCCCGUUUGGGGACUGCCAAACUGACCAUGUUACCAACAGUCUAUUGCUGCCUGAUAGACCUUGUAACACCCUUUGUUUAGCCUGCAAGUUGUUCUCAAGUUUGAGUUUUGGGUUACUAUCAGCAGCCCCUUAUGGAAAAAGUUAAUGAAAUCCUUUCAAAAUAAUUUACAUUUUUUAAACUCUUAGGCCUAAAAGUAGUCCGAGUGCGUGCUCAAGCCAUGCAGGAAGCUUCUGAUAAACACCCCAGUGGUUUGGUGUCCAUUUUGGCACCAGCAAACCUGGAUAUUCAUCUUCUUUGUAAUCAUGCAAAAGAGUGGUCUCACAGAAGUGGCACAGAGGAACCAGUGGCUUGUGUGGCAAAUUAUCUUUUCCCUGGUGGCUGGGUAAUAGGAGGUGACAAGUCAUCUGUGAAGUAUAUUCUGGAAUUUGGAAAGGCUAAGGUGUGAUAAAUAGAGAAUGAUAAAUGAGCGUGUGUCUUCAAGUGUUCAACUCAAUAUCUUACAAGUGAGUGCAGUGCAGUGCAAUGAGUAGGAUAUUGUUUGAAAAUGAGAAGAGAAAUUUGAUUUCUAAUAUCAACUACAUAUUAUUUUGUUUAUUGUAUAAACACAAUAGGCCUUUACUGACUAGAAAAGUCAGCUCCACACUGUUUUUUUCACAAGUCAGCUCCACACUGUUUUUUCCAUUAACAAAGCGAGCAGGAUGGGUCCAUCUUGCCCACUUGGGUAGCCAAUCAUAGCACAGGAUUUGCUACCUCUUGCCCCAUGGGUGCAGCCAGAAUAUGAUAAUAAAGGUCUUGCUCAAGACUAAAACACAAUGCCCUGUGAAGGCUUGAAUCCUGACCUCUGCUCUUGAAAUCCAGCAUGCUAACCAUAAAAAAAGUUGCAAAGUCAAUUUUCAAUCUAAGGGAAUUAUUAGAUGUUCCUGUCUCUGUAACAUAUAGAUUUAGCCAAGCUUAAAAACAGAGCUUCCCUUUUUUCCGCGCGUGUCUCAAGGGCUCAACACCUUCAGGGUGUGAAAUUAAUUUUUUUUUUCUGAUAGCCACUUGGCUCCUAAAUUUUCAAAGUGGUAGCCAAUUCAAAAAAGUUGGUUGCCAUUUUUAAAGACAAACAAAACUUUUUUUUUUUUUACGCUGUCAGCAUGCUAGAUAGACCCUCUAAAAUUAAGUUAGGAAAAAGAUCUUUCAUGCUACAAAGUGGACACUAGGACUGAUGAUAUUCAACUCUCAAGCUCACCUAAAUCCAAGAUGGUGUCUCGUUAUUGACUAAGAUGCAUGUGCUGUGUUUUGGAAACAAACUUAACGAGGAAGUUUACUGCGGAUUUAUCUUUGCAAAUCUUUUUAAUUCACUAUAUCUCCAGAUAAGGUUAUGAUGAAGCAUUCUAGGUGUUAAUUUGGCAACUAAUUUUCAGGAUUGGUCACCAAAGUGAAAAAUUUAGUUGCAUUGGCACCUGUAUUAGGCACAAUUUCAUGCCCUGACCUUGUCCCGGCCAGGACUAGAACCAGGGUUGUCCGAUUCAGAGCCCAGUGCACUGACCACUGGACAACUGGACAAAUCCAUGGCAUUGACAUGCCUGUGGAACAGUUGACCACACAUGUUAAAAGUAGCACCUUGUAGGUUCGUAUGGUUGUACGGUCGUACGGUCAUACAUUCAAAUUUUUUUGGCUUGAUGGGUUACUACUAUUUUGUAUAAUUAUGGGGUUACGCAGGCUCUGCUAUGAUUGUUACAUAACUUUUGCCUUAAUCUAGUUCUAAAUGAAAAUUAACUUUAUUUUCAUCUCUUAGCAUGGCAUCAAAAGAGCUCAGCUCAUUCCUGUAAGUGGUGCAUUUCAUACCAUACUGAUGAAGCCUGCCCAGGAACCUCUAAGGCAUGUGUUGGAUUCUAUCACUAUUCAAAUGCCCAGAUGCACAGUGUAUUCGGGAACAAGCUGUGAACCCUUUACUGAUGUGGAGCAGAUAAAAAGGUAUACUUAAAUAACAACAAUUGAUAUCAUUAAUGGAAAUCAGAUCUCAGCUAAGUACAAUAAAUCUUUUAAGGCUUGACUGGAAUUUCUGUGUUCUGUUCUGUGUUCUGUUCUGGGACAAGUUGUUCUCACAUUUUGCCGCUAUCCAUCCAAGGGGCAUACAUGGCAGGAUUCAUUAAAACUGCUUAUCAGCAGUGUACUGUCACCUUAAUGACCUCUUAUUGCCAUCUGUUUAGCUUGCAAGCAGGUUCUCUUUGGGUUUUGCCUUACGGCUCCUUAACUUAAUAGAGAGAGUUAUCGAAACCCUACCCAGGUACUGGUAAAUUUUCAGGAGAAGCUGAUUAUGCUAAGAGGAAGAAGCUACCAGUAUCAUCAGCAUCAAGUGGGAGUAACUGUCAGAGGGUAUUGGUUUUCAUGGAUGUAAUCUUUUCUUACCACAGAAAUUGUUAUGAGAUUUUGUAGUCUUUCUGUUCAGUCAUGUAUUAGGCUUGUUAGGCUAGUUACAAGGGGUAUUUACUGGGUUCAUUAUCAUUAAGCCUUAACCCUUUACUGCCCGAGGAAAAUGCUAAAUUUCUAAAAUGAGAACGAUGAACCAUUAGACGAUGCAUAAUAUAUCAUUUUAAAGGGAUUUCCGGGGGUGAGUUAUAAAUGACACCAACAGGUGUGGAGGUGGUAACUGAAAAUGCUGACAAGUGUCUCAAGUGAAAAAUAGCACGUUAAAAUUUUUCAUUUGCCUGGCACAUAAUUGUAGAUACCACUAAAUUAUAGCUUAAAUUACAGCUCCCAGAGCAUUGAUUGUUGUGAGAUGUCACCCUUAGCCAAAACAGGACAAAGACAAAAAGUUCCAAAAAUUGCAGGGUUAGUAAAAUCAAGUACUAUAUCGCAGGGGGCCAUGAUUUUAUGUCUUCAGUGUGCAGAUCUUUCAAUGACCUUUUGGUUGUGAAAAUUAUUUCUAAGUCAAUGAUAGUAAGUCUGGGAAUAACCAGUUAUUUACAAGAGUUUAGGUCAAGGGUGGUGUCGCUGUUAAAAUUACAUCAAUGUCUUACAGAUUUACUGCUUGUCCAAAAUUAUUUGGUUGCUGGUUAAACCAAAGAGUGACUUUGAUCUAAUUCCUUCUUAUGGUGUUACUGGUGAAUCAAACAUUUAGAUCAUGAGAAUGAGAGAAAUGAUUGCAAACUUAAGAAGCUUGUGAUAGUCACACAAAUUCUUCUUGUUCGCACUUUAGGAAAUGUGUAAAGAACAACAUGGAGAAUGUGCAUGCUGAUGUUGUGGUUAAACCACUGUCAGCAACUCAGCUUAUCUCUACCCAAUAUACUCAAUAACUAGUCACUAUUCAGGAUUUGAGAGACGCUGGGAAAUUUCUUAAAGAUUAGGCUGAAGAGGGUGGCAGAAAUUAGGCCUUUUCACAAGUGGGUUUAGAAAUAAUUGGAUGCAGUUACCUUUUCAGCUUGAAGCUACUUGAAAAAUGUAACUUGGUUUAAUCAACCAUUCACUAGCAUCUCAUGCUGUUAUUAAUGGUAGCAAUGCUGAACAGAGUCAAAGCCUUCACCAUCUCUAAUCCUUUUUGUGUUUGAAUGAGGUUCACUGCACUCCAAUCAAGGAACUAGCCUUAGGGUGAAAUGUUUCCUUAACUAUGACAAGUUAAAUUUCAUUCUUCAGUGAAUAGUUUACAACUGUGAAUUGCAUAAUCUUAUAACUCAUAAUUCAAUAACGUAUUUGUAAAGUUUAAAUUCAAAUUGUAACAUGAUCCUUUGCAACUGAAGGUAGUAAAGUUGAAACGUGUUUUGCAAACUGAAUUUAACUCAUAGGAACUAUUUUUUCCUGCUUAUUUCCUAACUGUUUGGAAGAAUCCUACAGUUUGUGUUAUAAAUCAAGCUGUUUUACUCUUCCAUUCUGCAAUGGCUGCUUAACACAUGGCAAAUAUUUGCACCCUUUUAAGGAACUGUAAUGAAUGAAAGCAAGUCUGUUAUUAAAUAAGAGGCUGCUAAAAGCAUUGUACCUUGCUACAUCACCUGUAGUGCUAAAAGCAGUAAGAACAUCCACAUUUUUUCAUAAAGAAUAAGAACUAAUUUAGUGUAUAAUGUUAAUCAAUUUUAUCAGGCAAACCUUAGGGAAAAUAUUCAGAGCAUAACUUUUAAUAAGCUGUCACACUAUAACUAUGAGCAGAACUUAUGCACCAAAUAAUAGAAUACAUUUCAUGCAUGGGGUAUGUGAUCUACAUGAUGGAGAUCUUGUCUUUCAGCUCUUUUUUAUUGAUUUGGUUUUAUGUGUGUGUGUGAUUUUUGAAAUUACACUAGCAUAUUAAGUUUCAAAGAUUUGUCAACCACAAUCAGUUCAUCUGGACUUGGUCCAAUUUUACAUUUCUAUUCAAAUUAAGUCAAAAGCAAUUGGCAAUGGCAUUCCAGAAAGGUCUUUGCUCCUAUUUUGAGUGCUUCUGUCUAGAUCUGACAGAAGCAAGUUGUUCGUAAUAUAAGGUGAUUUCAAAAGUAGAUGAACAAAGCCUGACAUUAGUUAGAUUCAAUGGCUUUUAUGUGAAGUUUUAUCAGGUAGUGCUGUUGCUCCUUAAAUUACCUUCACUCAUCUACAAUGAUGCAAAUAAGUUUUGUUCACUCAUACAAUUGUUGGCAGUAGUAUGUAUUUUAUAAAUAGCAGAACUAUACCACAAUCAACUACCAUUGUUCCCUUAUCAGGUUUGGCUUUCAAAUUUGCAUUUCUCAGAAGUGGUUUGAUUGUGUUUUUACAUGCAUCAAGCAUGACAUUGUGAAAGCAAUUGAACCUCAAUCUAUUGGGAAGGGUCAAAUACUUGCCACUUAUUUCAAAUGUGAUAUAUGUUUACCUUCCUGUAAGUUCUGCUCCUUUUUCUGAGGUAAUAUCAAGUUUUCUCUGUAAUAUGUAACUCACAUUUCCUACGGAACUUAGAAAGACAAUAUCUCUGGUUUCCACCAGUACCUACAUGUAUUUAAUCCCAAUACUGUGCUUGUGGUUUCACAGCUUGAAGAGAUCCAUGGGGAACUGUUUUGUUUGUCUCUUAAAUUUUCUUUGUGAAUAUUUUAUCAUUACAUACUAAGUUAACAAGCAAUCUAGGAUCAGGAGUGAGUAACAAAUUAAAAAUAACUUUUAUAUGGUGUGACCUAUAGAACAUAAGGGUGGAUAACUUGCAAUCUUAAUUAUGAAUUAUUGAGCAACAAAGUUAAUGUCAUCCUAUAGAAAGCAAAAUACAAAUUCAUCCACUUUGUACUCUUUUAAUAUAGUUAUUAAUAGUAAAACGUUACCACCAGUAGGUGAAUGAUGAUAAGCUUUUCUUGAUUUCAAUCAAAUUGAGUCUUGCUCAUACCAUUGCUUUACAUUGACUCCAUCUGCUUCUGUCCUGCAUGGGAAGUUUUAGUUCCUCAGCUGUCACCAACAACUCAGUAAAUCCUUUCCAUUGCUAUAACUGCUCACCCCCUGCAUUCUGCAUUUCUUGUGUCAACUUCUGGGGAACCAGCUUACUAACAAAAUGCUCAAUGACUAAACCCUGAAUUUAAAAUAAAUCUUUGAUGUUACUCUUGAAAGAAAAUAGCUUUCUGUUUUCAGAAUGGAAUGCCUCAUAUUGCUCUCUUUGUUAUUUUGCAGUUUACUUGUACAGCAACUCGUGGAGCCAGUUCACUGGAUGAAAACAAUCCAAAAUAUUAUCAAGCAAAGGACAAACCCAGAAAAAAUCUUUGAAGUAGGCCCAGGAAAACAGUUAAAGGCUAUGAUUUCUCGUAUUGACAGAACACUGUUGGAUAAUUUUACCAACCUGGAGACAUAAACCAUAACACAAGUGACAAAAGGAUGUUUUGAAAUUCAGGAAAUUUAUUGUGCAAGUCUGGCCUUGAAUGAUCUUGACAGUGAAAACAUUGCACUUGGAUCCCUUUGUGACAUAACAAGAAUGGAACCUCUACCCGAGUUUGUACUUAACUGGAUAAAAGACACUACGGGUAUCCCUCCUUCAAAUAUUGGUUGAAAUUACCAAGGAUUAAAAGACUAAAUAGUGAUGGCAAAUGUUUCAGAUAUUUCUAAUGGUGACAGAAAUUUUAUUUAAAGUGCAACAUUCAAACAUGGCUUUAAGUGUUGCAUGAAAUUUUUGCAUGGUUAAUUUUCUGGGGAUUUUGCAGAUGGUCCUCAAUCCAUGAAAAUAAAUUCAAACUAAAGGAAAACUGCAACAGCAGCAAAAUAGACUGCAGGAAAAAUUCACCGCAUCCAGUGAAACGAAAUAACUCUGUAUACAAAUCAAGUUUCAAUUCUUACUCUGUAUGUUUGCACUUUGCAAAAUAUCCAUCUCCAAAUUAUCAAUGUAUUUAGUAGAAAAUCUGAGUGAGUUACAUUGUUUCCUUGCAAAUAUUCAGCUUCUUGCAUUGAAAUUGCAAAAAUUAGCUCCAAGAAGAAACUUUAGCUAUCUUGAAUUGAGAACAUAUGUCCCUGUACAAAGUUCUUGAUACACUAAAUACAGAUCAAGGGAACAUACCUGAUAUAAAAUACAACAAACAAACAAUGGAGUGUGAGUCAACGAAAAAAUUAUUAAAACUUCCUAUUCCAUAUAAUUUGCAAUGAGAGCUUUGGCUGAAAUGUGACCCAUUUGGUUUGUAAUUUAAGCAUGAAAACAGGUUACACAGCGAUUGUGUAUGAUUUAUCCCUAGGCUUGUUAACCUUACCAAUUCAUUUUAUCUUUUAAUCACCAGUGCAGGUGACGAACAAUGUCUUUAAAACCUUGGCGUGCAGACUGAACAUAAAUGUCUCGAGGCCGAACCUAGUGAUUUAACUGAUAUAUCACAGUGUAAGACACAUGCUCAGAGGGUUCCAUCAAGCAAAUGUAAUUAUGGGAGAAUAGACUGAAGUAAAAGUACAUUCUUUUUCUGUCUUAUCUGAAUUUAAAAAUAGCUCUGGGGAUAAAAUAAUUAAGCUGUAAAAUUCCUCUGUUUCUAGAUGUUUUUUAAAUUGCAUUAAAUUUAAUUUAAUUGCACAGACCAGGAAAUCUUGGCUGAUUAUGUCAAGUUGGCUUACUCUUAAAACUUCCUAGUAAAUACUAUCAAAGUUCUCUGUGGUUUGACCUUACUGUUUUAGCUUUCUUUCAUGUUUAAAGAUAUAUUUAUUUAGUAGGACAAUGCUCUUAGUAUGUAUCCCUUAGCAGCAGCAAGGUUUGUCUUGUUGAAUACUGUGGCAGCAGUCUUAGAAAAGGCUGCCUAAGGGUCCUGGUUGAUGGCAGUUUUUUCAAGUCCAAGUUGCAGUUUCACUUCUUACUUACUGAUGUUAAGUCAUUUCGAAAUGAAACAAGAGGAAC